AUGAAUUUUGACCAGGAACCUGCUCCAGAUCCAAAAUGGAUCCCUGGAGUGCAGAAGCCCAUCGAUCACAAAGACUUGAUUGAGAUGAGCAACUUGGACGGGCAGUCCACAUAUGCCAGGGACUUUCCCAAGAACCCAACGGCCACCCCGGCUGAGCUGUUGCCGGACAACCUGCACCCUUUGCCCAGCGAGAUCACGUCCGAAACUUGGUACUCGUCGGAGAUCCUGAGCAACUGCAAUUUGGACGGCCAGUCCAUGUUUGCCAAGUACCCAGCGGCCACCCCGGCUAAGCUGUUGCCCAACAAAACCAACCUGCACUUUUUGCCCGGCAAGAUCGACUCUGCAGCAUUGUACUCGUCGGAGUUCCAAGAGCACGAGGGCGACGGAAAUUGCUUGAUUACAGAUCGCGAUUGUCCUAAUGAAGAACACCUCCUCCAGUUCCUCAAGCCUCCAUUUGCAAAAGGAAGAAAUGAAGAUUACAAAAACCAGUUGGUUUUUUUUGAGGCAGCCCAACUGGGUUUGAAAUACGUUGGAAAGGCAGAACCUGAAGAGCCUUUGGAGGAGCUGGACCCUGACUGGUUGGAAGGUUACUUCCAAAGCAUAGAAAAAAAAGAAGUGGAGCCCCAGAAAAACAACGCAGACAAUUCUGACCUUGUUUUUGAGAAUGAAGAGGACAUGGAAUUUGUGAUGGAUAACAUCUUGGAUGUUAAUUUGGCUCCCACUGAAUGUGCCAUGAGUGAUUUUGACCCCGAAACGUUGCUGCCCUUUGACGAGGCGGACUAUCAAAUUUUGGAAAAUCUGAUCCUCCAGGAGCUCCAGGAGACAGCCUUUGAUUCAGACAAAAUCGUUGGUGAAGCUGAACAGGAGCAGGAGCAUCCCUGGAUCAUCCACCAAAGUGAAUGCGAGCGUUUGCAGAUGACUAAUGAAAAAAGGGACCUGAACAAAAUGGUUCAAGAUUACAAGACCCCGGCUGAGCUGUUUCCGGACAACCUGCACCCUUUGCCCAGCGAGAUCGAGUGCGGAACUUGGUACUCGUCGGAGAUCCUGAGCAACUGCAAUUUGGACGGCCAGUCCAUGUUUGCCAAGUACCCAGCGGCCACCCCGGCUAAGCUGUUGCCCAACAAAACCAACCUGCACUUUUUGCCUGGCGAGAUCGAAUCUGCAGCAUUGUACUCAUCGGAGUUCCAAGAUUGUCCUGAUGAAGAACACCUCCUCAAGUUCGUCAAGCCUCCAUUGGCAAAAGGAAGAAUUGAAGAUCCCAAAAACCACUUGGAUUUUUUUGAGGCAGCCCAACUGGGCUUGAAGAACGUUGAAAAUGCAGAAGCUGCAGAGCCUUUGGAAGAGCUGGACCCUGACUGGUUGGAAGGUUACUUCCAAAGCUUAGAAAAAAAAGAAGUGGAACCGCAGAAAAACAACGCAGACAAUUCUGAUCUGCUUGUUUUUGAGAAUGAAGAGGAUAUGGAGUUUUUGAUGGAUGACAUCUUGGAUGUUAAUUUGGCUCCCACUGAUUCCAAUAUUGAGUGUGCCGGGAGUGAAUUUGACCCCGAAACGUUGCUGCCCUUUGACGAGGCAGACUAUCAAAUUUUGGAAAAUCUGAUCCUCCUGGAGCUCCAGGAGACAGCCUUUGGUUCAGACGAAAGCGUUGGUGAAGCUGAACAAGAGCAGGAGCAUCCCUGGAUCAAAUUCCACCAAGGUGAAUGCGAGCGUUUGCGGAUGUCUAAUGAAAAAAGGGACCUGAACAAAAUUGUUCAAGAUUACAAGAAGUUCAGGGAUGAACAAGGAUGUUAA
Molecule: messenger RNA, 1788 nt
Organism: Neocloeon triangulifer
Lineage: Eukaryota; Metazoa; Arthropoda; Insecta; Ephemeroptera; Baetidae
Exons: 4
Coding region: 1-1788 (595 amino acids)
Source: RefSeq, a predicted model, not a curated record